AUGGGUAUGCUCGUUCGGAAGUAUAAAAUUGACCCCAAAUUCCAUCCCUGUCCGCCGGAGGCCACCGAUGCCAUCACCGACGCCUCUAAAGGCUUUGUGGGGGUUUACCGGGUGUUCUUCAAAUCCGGGUUGCGACUUCCUGCUUUCGAUUUUUUAGAGACUGUUCUGGAUUAUUAUGGUCUGCGCAUCACCCAAAUAACCCCUAGCGACUUUCGCAAGAUCCCUUGCUUCACUCUAUUAUGCGUCGCUCGGGAUGUGUCACCGACCAUCAACUUGUUUCGCCAUUUCUAUAUUCCGAUGUCCAACGGGGAUUGGGUUUCUUUCGCCCUUCGCCAUGGUUUUGUGGAACUUUUUGACGGUCUUCCAACCUCCAUAAAGUAUUGGAAGGAGGAGUUCUUUUUCAUUCAUGCCUCUGCUUUCUCAAGCCCCAUGGCGUAUGGCGAUAUUGCUGACAGGGCCACUGACCCCAUCCCGGAGCUAUCUUCCGACGAUCAAUUGAUAACAGAGAGGUUAUCAGACAAUUUUGUUCGAUGGGUGGGCCCCAACGAAGAGAUGAUGGGUAUGGCUAGCAUGAGUCCCCAUUGGAACCAUUUGGGUAAGAAGUCGGUGGAGGUGUUCGAGGGAAAAGAUGUAACCCUUCUUGACCGACUUCACCGGAGACAGAUUGCGAAUUCCACCCUAGUGAUGGAGGAGGUGCUAGCGUCGGAUUCCCCGACUAGGUCAGAGUCUAGCAUGGAAUCUGCCCUAGAUGUUUCUCGAGCAGAGGGUUCUAGACCUAUUCCUCCUAACCUUCGCUCGAAGGUCGUGAAAUUGGAUUCCGAUUUUUGCAAACCUCACACGGUGUUUGUCACACCCCGGAACCAGACGGCGGAAACGUCCGAGGGCUCGUGUGACUUAAAUUGA
Lactuca virosa is the source of this 903-nucleotide messenger RNA. NCBI's taxonomy places the organism in Eukaryota, Viridiplantae, Streptophyta, Magnoliopsida, Asterales, Asteraceae. The record is from the annotation of a GenBank genome assembly.